Molecule: messenger RNA, 351 nt
Organism: Rosa chinensis
Lineage: Eukaryota; Viridiplantae; Streptophyta; Magnoliopsida; Rosales; Rosaceae
Exons: 2
Coding region: 1-351 (116 amino acids)
Source: RefSeq, a predicted model, not a curated record
AUGGCUUCUCUGACCAAUGAAGCAGCCAGUUCUUCAUCUUCUUCUCUCCCACAUUCUUCUACUGAUCACCAAAAUCAUUACACAUACGAGGUGUUUCUGAGUUUUCGAGGCGAGGAUACGCGCUUUAAUUUUACAGAUCAUUUGCACACUACUACAAUAUUAAGCAACAGCAACGCUUUGAUGGGCACGAUUGCAAACAAGCGUGGGUACUUUCACUGUUUGAGUGGAAUCGGUGAGAUGAUGUCCACAAUCGUGGCUAUCGACCUCUCUUUCUUCGCUCUCCUCCCUUCUCUCUUCUCCCUCGUCAGUCCAUCACUUGCAUCUGCUUCUCUCCUCCUUGCACUCAAUUGA